AUUCAUUUCCCUUUUCAUAAUUCAAUUAGCAUAGUACAAAUAAAAUAGAAAAAGAAAUAAGGGAAAUUUGAUUGAAAACUAAGAAAUAUGAGCUGAUACAAGGAGAAACCUUAUAGGAAAUAUUAUUAUUUUAGUAAAUUUAGUGGUGAAAAUGUCUGUAUAAUAAUGAACAUAAUGGACGAACCUAAUUUUCGUCCAACAAGCUCAAUAGUCCAGAAAUUAAGUUUCGGCUUAGGACAUGUGUUCAACGAUUUGUGCGCCGCAAUGUGGUUCUCAUACACACUAUUUUACCUCAACGUGGUACUCAAUAUACAAAGUACUACUGCAGGAACUUUGCUUAUGAUAGGUCAAGUAAUCGAUUCUGUUGCUACACCAUUGGCAGGUUGGGCAAUAGAUUACACAGGAGACAGACGGGCUUGGCACUUUGGUGGUACCAUUUCAGUGGCAACAGGUUUUUCCUUGUUGUUUUCCUUAAAGCCCACUGAACUAACAUCUUCAGUGCUAGCUUAUUAUGUUUUAAGCAUAACACUUUUUCAAGUUGGAUGGGCUGUGGUUCAAAUAGCUCAUUUAUCCAUAAUACCUGAAAUAUCCAGGAACCACAGUCACAGUUCGGAUUUGACUGCCAUAAGAUAUACAGCUUCAGUUUGUUGUAGCAUUGCUGUUUAUUUGAUUACUCUUGUAGUACUGCAAACUGAUGAUAAUAGCAGUAUUGGACCAAUGGAUUUUUACAAAUUUAAGGAAAUAGCCCUCAUAAUAGUAUUUAUAGGCAUUCUAGCCUCGUUAUUUUUCUACUGCGGGCUUUUAGGCACAUUCGAAAACGACUACGAGAUUAUACGAGAGGCUGAUGAUGUAAACAAUUUAAACACCAACAACCACGAUAAGCAUUUGUUGAAGCAGAGCACCAUUUAUUUAGUAGCACUAAUGUAUAUGGCUUCAAGAUUGUUUACUAUUUUGAACCUAAUCUAUAUUCCACUUUAUUUGGACGAAAGAGGCAACAUAGAAGUGGUGGAAAAGGAGAAAAUGCGUCAAACCAUAGCUACAAUACCUUUGGUUUGUUAUAUUGCUUCAUUUAUGACGUCGCUUAUGUUGAAGUGUAGAGGACGAUGUUGUCCAGACAAGGUGACUUAUUUGAUUGGUAGCACUACAGGCCUGAUGGCGUCGAUUUGGUUGGGUUCCGGUGUUUCCCCGAAUUCCGACGGCGAACUUUACGGCAUUGCCAUAUUUCUGGGCAUCAGUGGUUCUUCCAGCAUGGUUGCAAGCUUGUGCUUAACUGCAAAUUUCGUUAAAGCCAACGGUUAUGGUGGAGGUUUAGUUUACAGCGUCGUCACUUUUACUGAUAAGCUGAUUUCCGGCGCUGUGGUUUUGAUGGUACAAAACUUGUAGGUGGAAUUGUUGUGUGGAAUUUAUUUGUUAAUUGAUUUUUUUUUAGGCAAUGUUCUCCCAGAACCUUGUGUCCGCACUAUUAUGAAAACGUUUUGUCUUAUAUUUGCGGCAUAGUGUCCCUGGUAGGGAUAGUGUCUUUGGUGGUUUUGGAAAUUGAAAUAAGGAGGAAUAAUAAACAAUAAAUAAAAUAUUUUUGUGUUUAUUUUUUAUCACAACAAUUUACACAAUGUUACUUAAUAACAUAUAACAGCAAAAUACUACUGAUUCACUUAUUCAUCACGAAAAAUUUGGAAUAUAU
This is a messenger RNA of Ceutorhynchus assimilis (cabbage seed weevil), 1681 nucleotides long. The record is from the annotation of a GenBank genome assembly. Lineage: Eukaryota; Metazoa; Arthropoda; Insecta; Coleoptera; Curculionidae.